GCACAUCUCAGGAUCAGUCUUAACUGUCCUAGGUGUACAUGACGUAACAGAUUGGCGCAGUUUGCCUAGUGGCCAUUUUGUUUUCAAUUGCACGGCUGAUUAAGGUGUCCAUCUGUCCAUUCAGCGUGGUGAGAGAGGCAACAAUGGAUUCAAAACGGCAUGAACGCAGUUCCAAGUCCAAUACAGAUUCACCACCAGCUCCACCUUCGCCUCCUAUGUAUAGUGCAAGUUAUACAACAUAUGAUGGGUACAAAAACAGAAUGUCGUCGCGCCGUUCACCUUCACCCUUGGAGUAUAGAAGCAGUAGAACUUCCCGAAAUGACUCGCCACAAGACAGACGUAGAAGAAGACGCAGUACAUCAAAAUCUUCUCCAACUAGAUCGUACAAACGAUCUCGAUCACCCGAUAGAGAUAAAGAUCGAGACAGAGAUAGAGAUCGAUCGCGGAAAUAUUCCAGAAGAGAUAGAUCAAGGUCUAGGUCAAGAGGAAGAUCGCGUUCUAGAGAUAGGAGACGUAGUCGCAGUCGUAAUAGGAGUAAAGAUAGACAUAGAGGUAGAGAAAGCCGCAGAUACCAUAGAGCACCAUCGUACGAGUCAGAUACAGCUGAAGAUAAUACAGAAACAACUGUAUCUCAUCCAGUUGUUCCUCCACAAUCUAAUGCUUUUAAGAAUGAUGGUAGUUUUAUGGAAAUGUUUAAAAAAAUGCAGGAACAAAUGCAACCUGCACAAAAACCGGCGACUUCUGUUUUGGAAGAAAAAACUGUUGUUCCUCCACCUUUGAUGGUAGGAAAGAGGCGAGGAGGUAGAAUUUUAAAAACUGGAAUGGUUGCCAAACCAAAGACUGAACAAACUGUUGAACAACCCAAGGAUGCUUGGUCACUCUAUAUGGCUGAAGUGAAAAAAUACAGAGAAGUUUGCUGUCAGGAAGAAGAUAACACAAGACCAUUGGUUAAAUAGCUGAUUUUAUUUUCAACCAUUUUCCAUUUUGUUACUUCGUUUUAUCUACAAUGAAUGUGCUUUCGAAAGAUGCUGUGUUCUCUUAAUUACAUCAUGGUUGUAUUUAAAUAUACAAGAAUAGCUAUUAACCUACUUUAAAAAAGAGCUCCAUGUAUACUAAAAUUAUUAUUAUUUACCAAGAAAAACUUCUAUAGAAAUGUAUGCAAAUAUGAGGAAGCUUUUUCUUUUUUCAAUUACUAGAUAGAAUGUACAGUAUAUGUUAUUCGAAAAUUAUAAAUAUAUAGUAUCCCAAAUUCUUAAAUAUUUCGAGUUAAAGAACAUUAUUAAUGUAAUAUGAGAAUAAAAACAAGGACUGCAGUGAGAAAGCAAUUAAUGUUUGUGAUAGUGUACUAUGUGAUGCAAGAGACAAACUGACUAAAGCGAGAGACAAACAUGUAGAGAGUUUGCCUUGUGGGAGAAAGGGAGGGUGUCAGAUUGUAGUACUU
This is a messenger RNA of Bombus pascuorum, 1441 nucleotides long. RefSeq names its product cytochrome c oxidase subunit 6B1-like. The record is from RefSeq and is a predicted model, not a curated record. The coding region runs from base 144 to 956 and encodes 270 amino acids. The transcript has 2 exons. Lineage: Eukaryota; Metazoa; Arthropoda; Insecta; Hymenoptera; Apidae. Gene Ontology annotation, cellular component: respiratory chain complex IV; mitochondrion. Gene Ontology annotation, molecular function: 5'-3' exonuclease activity; 3'-5' exonuclease activity.